This is a messenger RNA of Paramacrobiotus metropolitanus, 1701 nucleotides long. RefSeq lists its product as uncharacterized. Gene Ontology annotation, biological process: G protein-coupled receptor signaling pathway. The transcript is spliced from 4 exons. Gene Ontology annotation, molecular function: G protein-coupled receptor activity. Lineage: Eukaryota; Metazoa; Tardigrada; Eutardigrada; Parachela; Macrobiotidae. Bases 380 to 1627 code for a protein of 415 amino acids. The record is from RefSeq and is a predicted model, not a curated record. Gene Ontology annotation, cellular component: plasma membrane.
AUGCACUUGUUGUGCAUUACGCUGGUUGUGCGCGCUUAUAUACAUAUAUAAACAUUUCUGCAGAAACAGCUUGUAAUUAUGGAUUUGAGUGUAAUGGAUCCACUUAAUUUCAGCCGGAAAUGGUUAUGCAAUCUCCAUAAGAUUUAUUAUGCGCCCGUUUACUGAUGCGUAGAUGGACAACAUUUUCUCCUUUUAUACUAGUAUCUUCAGCUAGCGUAUGGUUGGAAUUUCAUAAUCUUUGCUCCUUUAACUUCGAUUCACGUUCAAAAAAGUUUUGGUGAUCCCCUUCCGAUUAAACCUUAUUUCCCAAAAGUGUGCUAUUUAUUACCGGCUUAUUGUCUUGUAACUUUGAUGACAUACACAUUUGCGAAUAGCAAGGAUGAAUACGAAUAAUUUCAUAAACCAAAGCGCGUUAUAUGCUUCGGCGCCGAUUAUCAUUAACCAAGCUCUCAAUGUAGCGGAUGCCGAUUCCUGGCGCGCUGCCGUCGCCGGCUCAGGAAGCUACACCAAAGAUCAGCUGCGCCUGUCGUAUACCUUCUACGUGGUGGCCUAUUUCACCCUGCUCAUAUCCUGCAACGUCGGGAAUUUCCUCAACUUGAUGGUGAUAUUCUCUUACAAGCGGAAAUCCUCGGUGCACUGCUACAUGUUUACUGCCGCCAUUGCCAACCUAACCAUACUAUGGUCUGCCUUCCCGGUAUUCCUAUGGAACAUGAGCUCCACGUUUAAAUUACCGUAUUAUACACCGGAAAACCGUGUCGUUACCCUUAACCUUCGCGGCCCCGCCUUGUGGCUACAAGAGACGAGCAUCCAUCUUGCCGACUGGAUCCUGGUCGUCUUCUCGCUGGAACGUCUCUUAGUCAUUAUCAGACCCUUCCGCUUCGAACGGCUCCAGCAUCUGUGUGUUGCGCGUGUGGUGGUGAUUAUACUGAUUAUCUCGUCGGGACUGUUCCGCCUGUAUGAUCUCGUCUCCAAUGUCUACUGCUCCAAGAACGAUGCGGCGAAAAUUACCUGUCCCCGCCCGCAAUGGCUAUUGGAUUGGAAGUCUUUGCAGGAUCCGGCUGAUGUGUGCAUGAGCUUGUUAAUCUUCUUCCUGAUCACCACGGAGAACAUCGUGCUAAUGGGCUUCAUCAGCCGCAAACAGCACUCCGACAUAGCCAAAAUGCGGCAGGACCAGUUUGUCCGCUCCGGUUCCAACGCGGCCCGCCACCGCUACAGCAACCUGGUGCUGAUCAGCAGCUCCAUGUUGUUCCUGGUGACCCGGAUCCCUAGCAUCGUGUACCAUAGCCUGAUUAUCGCCGAUGACCACCACCUGUAUGACUUCCAACCAUCGGCCCAACAGUUCGCUGCGCCCUUCGUCAAUGUGUCGCUGUAUGCCAAUUACUCCCUGACCUUCCUGCUGUUCUUCACCACCCACAAACAAUUUCGUAAACGCUUUCUCGGUCUGGUUCGAUCCUGGCGAGAAGCGAUGGUGUGGCAGCUCAACGGGCGCCGCGAUUCGGAUAGCAGCACGACGAGUUGGUAUCGCCGGCGGACCAGUACGUUCUCCUCGCAUUUCGCGCACUUUGGGAGUAGGAAAAUGCGGAAAGACAUUGCGGACUUAAUUUCCUUACGGCACAUAGCAUCCUGAAUUAUAAUUUAGUCUGGGUUACCUCGCAAUUAAUGAACUAUCUAACUCAGCAUGCAACGCAAUUUGUAGGAGAU